Doryrhamphus excisus (bluestripe pipefish) is the source of this 2631-nucleotide messenger RNA. RefSeq names its product glutaminyl-peptide cyclotransferase (gene qpct). The record is from RefSeq and is a predicted model, not a curated record. Gene Ontology annotation, molecular function: glutaminyl-peptide cyclotransferase activity; zinc ion binding. Lineage: Eukaryota; Metazoa; Chordata; Actinopteri; Syngnathiformes; Syngnathidae.
AUUGGAGUCCCCAGGAUCUAAGUACGCACAUUAUGAAGCUGAAGUGUAUACUUUGUUGUGUAUAGCAUAUCCAAGUAUACACAACAAAUAUUUUGAUAUAUUCUACUUUGUUAAAAAAAUUAGCUUUGCUAUACAGAUUAAAAAAAGUAUAUUGCAGUAGUCCAAGAACGAGGAUGUUGUUAUGUUAUUUUGUCCGUUGAUCUGAUGGGGAAAAUAUACGAUCAUUAUCAGUAAAAUACAUUCCACACACACACACACGGGCGCAGCUCCACGGACACGGACACACACACACACACGCACACACACGAUGUUUGAACGACGAGUCUUGCCUGCUGCCUUUCACAUGAUCUGAAGUCUUUUCCAGUGCAGUGAGAAGUAUGCGGAUAAGAGCGACACAAAAGAUGGCUUCUUUAAUGCCUUUAUGUUUCAUAAUUACUGUGUGGCUGACUUUCAUCCACUGCACUAAUGCUCUCUGGACACAAGAAAAGUUGCAGCACCAAGCGGUCACACUUACACCCGAUGAGAUCCAGACCGCCCUGUCGCACACAGACCUGGCACAGAUGUGGCAGCGGGACCUGAGGCCACUGCUCGUUACCAGAUAUCCUGGCUCUGCAGGCAGCCAGGCUGUGCAGCAGCAUAUUAAAACAACCCUGACCUCCCUCGGAGCAGGUUGGGAAGUGACGGAGGAUAGGUUCAUGUCCCAGACACCCUACGGUCCACUUCCCUUCACCAACCUCAUUGCCACCCUCAACCCAUCAGCCAAACGCCGCCUGGUUCUGGCCUGUCACUAUGACUCCAAGUACUACGCGCAGCAAUGGCAUGGCAGGGAGUUUCAAGGCGCGACAGAUUCUGCCGUCCCCUGCGCCAUGAUGCUGGAGCUGGCACGAGCUCUUAAUGAAGAGCUGAAAAGCCAGAAGGCCCUCAACCCCAACCUGACCUUACAAUUGAUUUUCUUCGAUGGAGAAGAAGCACUGGUUCAGUGGACCCCUCUUGACUCCCUCUAUGGCUCUCGUCACCUAGCACAGAAGAUGUGGACCACCCCGCAUCCUCCAGGAGACACAAGCACCAAUCAACUGGACGGCAUAGACCUGUUUGUAUUGUUGGACCUGAUUGGGGCUUCCAGUCCACGCUUUGGUAACCAGUUCCCAGUCACAACGUACUGGCUCUCCCGACUGCAGAACAUAGAAAAGAGACUGCACUUUAUGAACCAACUUGAGAAUCAUCCCGAUGAUGUGGAAUACUUUUGGCCGGAUCGACCAGUUGGUCACAUUCAAGAUGAUCAUAUACCAUUUCUAAACAAAGGUGUCCGCAUCCUCCACAUUAUCCCCUCGCCUUUCCCUGUAGUGUGGCACUCAUUUGAGGACAACGAGCAGAACUUGGACCGCUCCACCAUUCAGAACCUCAACAAAAUUUUACAGAUCUUUGUUCUGGAGUACCUCAACGCCAGACCUGCCACCCCCACAAUCACUCCGUAAAAACACUCAGUAUGGGCAAUGUGCAUUUUUUUUAAUCAACAGAGUGUUUUUCUUGGCUUAAGUUUGGAGAUGUAAAAUACAGCCUUUGACUGAAAAUAGAAGAAAUGCCAAUGUAAAGUCCUGUACUGUAUUAGCUUUUGUGUGUACUGUACGGUACAUCAUUUGUGAAACUUACUGAAUUUUAUUAUGUUUGAGGCCUAAAUCAAGUUAUUGUGUAGGUGUUACAUGCCUGUAUCAAUCAUCCUUGGCAUUAUGAAUGCAAAUGUCAACACAAUGACAGACACUGUAACAUGUUACAUUUGGAUUUUCUGAUUCCUUUUUGUAAUUGAUUCAUAUAAGAUUCAGCAUUCACUGCUGUGCAAAUUUGCUGAUUUUCAUCCCAAAAAAAGUUCUUUUAGGUCACCAAAAAUAGGCCUUUUUUUUCGUAUUCACCCAAAGUCAGUAAUAAUUCAUAAACACACGAUAAAAUGUCCAGCAUACAUGAACCACUGUUCAAAAACCCACACAAUCGUAUGUUUUUAAUAUGUUUUGCGUAUAUUUUUACAUCAAACAUUGGAAUGUUGCACUUUGUUUGGCAUUCCUUGAAUGUAGGCGCAAAAGUAUGACUAAAUUCUGUAAGUAUGACUUGGAUGCCAACUGUUCCUUGAUCAUCUUCCAUUAUCAAUAAUUAGUGGUGCAUAUUUUGACAUUAUAUCAUGUGUUUAAUAUGUGUGUGAGGCAUAUUCAAGAGAGACUUGGAAAGGUUCUAAUUAUAACAGUCACUCUUAUUGCAAAUUAUGAUCCGAAAUCAAGGAAGAACAUCAACAUCACUGCCUUUGAAGUCUAGAAUGAGUGACUUGCUGUCUUAUGCUGUCUUAUGUAUGAAUGUUCAACAAAAAUACAUAGGGUGGACUUCAUAAUUAAUCUCAUAAAGUGUGUGUUUUGACUACAGGUAAUGUGACAGUAAAUCUCUUCGGUGUUUAUAGAGCUAACCAGUCAGAGGGAGGAAGUAGACUUAUUUGUGUUGUAACAACAUCUUUAGUCCCUCAUAUCCUGUCUUCUUAGACUGGCAAACUUAUAACUUCCUGUGCUGCUUGUUAGCCUGCUGGUAGUAACAUACAAUACCAGAAGUGUUCUUUAUGUAGUAUGGGUCUGAAAUAAAUGUUCAAAAGUUCAA